ACCCGCAGCCUACUGACAAAGAAAAAAAAAGCAAAAACAAGAAGGGGGAUGCAGAAUACCUCACUUCAACAAUAACAGUGCGGGGAAAGAUGAUCAUGCUGCAGAAGAGCAAGGCCAGCUAAAGUUGAAGGGAGCUUUUGCACCCUUGGAUCCCAGAGAGGGACAGAGAGAGUAUAAGCUGAGAGGCUACAGCGCACUCAGUGUGUUCCAAUGCAGCAGCAGAGCCGCCAGCCUGACCUAGUGGAAGGAAGACUUCCAGUGUUUGUGUUUCCUACUGAGCUGGUUUUCUAUGCAGAUGAACAGGCCUCACACAAGCAGGUGCUCACCCUCUACAACCCAUACGAGUUCGCCCUUAAAUUUAAAGUUUUGUGUACAGCACCAAAUAAAUAUGCAGUAGUGGACGCUACUGGCGCUGUUAAACCACAAUGCUGUGUGGACAUCGUGAUCCGGCACAGAGAUGUGCGGGCCUGCCACUAUGGCGUGAUCGACAAAUUUCGGCUGCAGGUAUCUGAGCAGAGUCAGAGAAAAGCUUUGGGCAAGAAGGAGGUGAUGGCCACGCUGUUGCCCUCAGCGGCUCAGGAGCAGCCUCAGAGCCGACCUCAGGAGGAGGAGCGCAGGAUGAAGGAGCAGCUUACCGACAGUGUGUUCUUUGAGCAGACCACAUUCCAGACAGAGUCUCGUACAGCAUCAGGAGGCCCCAGCUUGCUGACUGUACUGUUGGCUUUGGUGUGUAUGGCCGCUCUCAUGCUCCCCACUCUGGGUGAACCGGAAUCCUCAGUGCCUGUCUACCUCCACUUAAGUGUUAACAAGAAACUUGUAGCUGCUUAUGUAUUAGGUCUCCUUACAAUGGUUAUCCUCCGCACAUGAAGUGCCACCGGAUGAUGGCUUUGUACAAAAAGGAACUGAAGAAAAUGUUGAAAACUAGACAUUUGCAUAACCAGAAGGGUUAUAAAAAAGGGGGUGAGCAAAAGAAAAAAAGAAAAGCCACCCCCUUUGAACAGGAACUAACUGCUUAAACAUUACAGAUGUCUAAAUAUAACAAAGAUGCGAAGAUCCUGGGGCGAGGGAGGGAGAUGCUCUGGGUGGACAUCCAGGAAUACUGACUGAGCUGGCAACUGAGCCAUGCUGACCAUCAGGGAAGGAGGGAAGGGUGUGUAUAAACAUGUGGAAAAUGUUAAAUUAAAUUUCUUUUACGUCA
Trichomycterus rosablanca is the source of this 1198-nucleotide messenger RNA. RefSeq names its product motile sperm domain containing 1 (gene mospd1). NCBI's taxonomy places the organism in Eukaryota, Metazoa, Chordata, Actinopteri, Siluriformes, Trichomycteridae. The coding region runs from base 211 to 867 and encodes 218 amino acids. The record is from RefSeq and is a predicted model, not a curated record. Gene Ontology annotation, cellular component: cytoplasm. The transcript has 6 exons.